AAACGAGCGCUCCCCCAACAUCCAUGCUGUCAUAACGUUUGUUAAGGACAUGUAGAGGGUCCAUGCUAUCCUCGAAACAUCCUAUUUCAAGAACUCCCCCGGAGUGUUUAUUGACACACGACCAUUGUAUGUCUGUUCGCCGUGAUGUUUCGUAGGAGUCAAAGCUUAAGAACUUUACUCAGCUUUGUCCCGGGUAAACGUAGUCUCGGGACAUACAGGUUCCUUCCCAUCUUCUUUUGCAUCGGAGGGGUCAUGGAGUGGAUUAUGAUCAACGUGAGGAUAGGAAGAGAGACUUUUUAUGAUGUCUACCGGAGAAAACAAUCAGAACGGGAGUACCAGCAGAAGAUAACAGAGGGGUUGAACGCUCACAAUGAGCCAGCAGCCAAGUGAAUGACAGGCUGAUAUAAUGUGGAUUUUACAAGUGUCGUCCAAGGACACAUUCUUGGAUUAAUUCUUGUCUGGAAUGGACUUCAUAGCACGUUAUUGGGUUACAACAACCAUAUCACAUUUGUAAAUGUUUUUAAGGAGUCAAGAGUGAAGAGCUGAUGGAGAAAUGGCUUCCAACAUGCAGGUUUUAUUGUUAAUAUGAUCUACAGUUUAACAAGCAUUAACAGUAAUAAUAUCACUGUGAACAAUGAAAUGAUCUCAACAACAGUCUGAUAUUGAUUUAACAAAGUCUGUGUUGAUUUUCUGUUAAACCAAGAGAAAACAGUCUCAGCCAUAUUAUAAAAAAAAAAAAAUGAAAAAAAACACAAAGCUUCUUUUUAUUUACAGAUUUCAUGGAUGAUUUUGCACAGAUUCGUUAAUAUCGACAGAAAGCAUUUGAUAAGACACAAGAAAUGUAAUUAUGUGAUUUCUGUAAAGAGGUGUUGGACUGUAGGUAGAUUUGAGAAGAUAAAAUCUAACUUAAGAACUCUA
Acanthopagrus latus (yellowfin seabream) is the source of this 918-nucleotide messenger RNA. Its product is annotated as small integral membrane protein 4. NCBI's taxonomy places the organism in Eukaryota, Metazoa, Chordata, Actinopteri, Spariformes, Sparidae. The transcript has 2 exons. The record is from RefSeq and is a predicted model, not a curated record. The coding region runs from base 145 to 390 and encodes 81 amino acids.